AGUCCGUGUUCGAGCAGGCAGAAAGAAAGGAGCUGCACCAUGGAGUGCUACAUAUUUUCCAUACUGUUCCUGGUCUUGACCAUGGAAUCCCAGUGUUCGCCGGACAACGGAUUUUUUAUCUCAGGCCCUGGAGUGUUUCAUGUGGGUGUUAAGGAGAAAGUGUUUGUCCAGAUGGGACGGUCUCAUCUUAAUAAUCAUGUUACUCUCUACUUGGAGCAUGAGAUUUCCAGUACUGUGUUGUCUGAGAGGAAAACUGCCAUGUGCACAGUGGAAGGAAAGAUCGAAACAGUUGAGCUCAUGAUAGACAGUGACAUUUUUUCAAGACUUCCCCCUCAACGUAGUAAACAUCCCUACCUUCUCCUUGUGGCAGAGAGUCCAUCCUUCAAGGGCAGGAAGUCCACAAGGGUCUUGAUAUCAAAACACAGGGGCUACAUCUUCAUUCAGACCCAUCAGCCAGUCUACAACCCAACACAGACAGUGAGGUACAGAAUAUUCACUCUUGACCAGACACUCAGACCUAAUGAAGAAACGUUCCAGUUAUCAGUAUUCAAUGCAGCUGGAAACAGAAUAAUUAAUUCUCUUAUGACUGCAAAAGGAGGAAUAAUCCAAGGCAAAAUCCAGAUACCUGAUGUCUCGAAAUUGGGAACAUGGAAGAUAACAGCACACUUUGAAGGAGAUAAAGAAAAUGCAGCUACCAGAGAGUUCAAAGUCGAAAAAUUUGUUUUACCAAGUUUUGAGGUCAACAUUGAACUGGAGCAGAGCUUUAUUUUGUUGAACACUGAAUACUUAAACUUCACCAUCUCAGCCAAGUAUUCACAUGGCGAGCAAGUUAGAGGGGCUUACCAUUGCCAGUUUGGUGUGAUGGAAAAAAAUAGAAGAGAUGGCCAAAAGAGGAAGCCUGUCUUUCUCAGGGGGCUGGAAUUGACUGGUUCAGUCCCGAAUGGAACAGCCUCGCUCCUGAUGGCAGACUUACAUGUGACACUGCAAAAACAAAACCUAACCCUCUCUGGAUUACAGAACAUAGGAUCACAACUCUACCUGGGAGUGUUUGUCACUAACAUACAAAGUGGUGAAAUACAAGAGGCUGAAGUUUACCUUCCUAUCAUGUCCCGGAAGUACUCCAUUGAUCUCUCUCGAACACGUUCAUAUUUCAUCCCUGGAUAUCCACUAGAUGUGGUGGUUGUCAUGCGUCACCCUGAUGGCUCCCCAGCAGCUGGUGUGCCUGUAAGGAUUGAAGUAUCAUCCAUAGAGGAUCAUUGGGAAGGCACAACUAACCAGGAGGGGGCAGUAUUUCCUGUGUUUAAUAUUAACACUGACGCUCAGAUUACUCUGCAAGUGUCUGCAGAUGGUCUGCAACAACGGAAACAAAUACAAAAAGCCUCAUCUCCAAGCAACAGCUACCUUUACCUGAGUUUUACCAAUAGGAUAUACUCUGUGGGGGAGUUACUCACUGUAAAUUUAAAUGCAGUCAAUGGCCCAAAUAAUGGCUUUAUAUACUAUAUGAUCUUAAGCCGUGGGAUGCUAAUAAAACAGGAUUCUCUCAGAUUGGGUACUUUUGUUAAAGUCUACCUGCCGAUAACAACUGAGAUGGUGCCAUCGUUCCGUCUGAUUGGCUACUUCUAUGAUCAGCAUGGUAACAUCAUUGCUGAUUCGGUGUGGGUUGAUGUCAGAGAUGAAUGUGAGAUAAAGGUCAAGGUAGUACUCACAGGACCGUUUAAACCUCGACAACAGGCUAGGCUUGAAUUUGACUUACAUGGUCAAAAAGCCAAAGUGGCUCUGCUGGCCGUUGAUAAGGCCAUUUACGCUCUCAAAACUGACAAUAGACUCACAGCCAAACAGGUAUUUUCAACUAUGCAGACAUAUGACCUUGGCUGCUCCUACACGGGAGGAUCUGACCCUGCUUCAGUGCUAACAGAUGCUGGACUCUCAUUUGUAUCUAACUCACAGUCAGAGUCGAGAAAGAGUUUUGGCUGUAAAUCACAAUCCACACGACAAAGACGUGCUGUGGACCUUGAACAGGAAGUUACAACUUUAAGAUCUAACUUUACAGACGAAAAGUUGAAAGACUGUUGUGUUCAUGGCUUUUCUCUAAUCCCAAUGAGAAAAACUUGUGAGGAGAGAGCAAGGAGAGUCUCUCUGGUCGAAGCAAAUCCUUUUUGUGCAGAAGCAUUUUUAAAAUGUUGCCUUGAAGGAGAACGUCUGAGACAGAAAAAGACACAAGAAGAAGCCUGGAAAGAACUUGGAAGGACUGCAACAAUAGAAGAUAUUGAACUGUACUUCUUGGAAAAUGCUGGUCGUAACAUUCGAAGACUUUUCCCCCCGAGCUUUGACUUCAAAGAAUUUGAUGUAAAUGGCAAAGAAAGCUAUGUUAUAGCUCUACCAGAUUCCAUCACUACAUGGGAGAUUCAGGUCAUCACUCUGUCUGCAGCCACUGGUUUCUGUGUAGUAAAACCAUCUGAGUUCAGAGCAUUUCAGGAGGUAUUCGUGUCCCUGAGACUGCCUUACUCAGUGAAAAAAUAUGAGCAACUCUCUAUUUCACCUGUCAUCUACAACUAUGGCCAACAGACACUACAGCUGGCAGUUCAUAUGGAACAAACUGAUGGGCUUUGUUCCCCUGGCUCGGCCACCACCACAUCCUUUGUUAACAUCACUUUGAAUCCCAAGUCCUCCCAGUUUGUGUCAUUCUCUGCUGUCCCCAUGGUUACCGGCUCAAUACCCAUCAAAAUACGUAUCUAUGAUAUGGAAAAUGAAUAUGGAUUGGAUGCAAUUGAGAAGACUUUGAACGUGUUGACAGAAGGAAUGGAAAAGAGAGUAGAAGAAACCAAACUGAUUAACUUAGAUGGCAAGAGCACAGAGACUUUCACUAUUGAUGGAUCUUUACCAGGUGAAACAGUCCCUGACUCCAGCUCAAAUAUUUUCAUUUCUGUAGAAGGAGACGGAUUUGGCAGUGUACAUGCAAAUAACCUACUUUCUCCUGAGAAAGUUGCCAAAUUGAUCAGGUUGCCUACGGGAUGUUUAGAACAGACAAUGGGAAAACUUGCUCCUACAGUUUCAGCCAUCCGCUACCUUGACCUCAGUGAGCAAUGGUUUGAACUGCCUGCUGGUGCCAGAGAUAAAGCCCUGGAUGAAGUUGAGCAGGGUCAUGCAAAAAUUAUAAGUUUCAAGAAAGCCGAUGGAUCUUAUUCAUCAUUCCGCUAUGUGCCACAAAGUAAUUGGGUGACUGCCCUUGUAGUGAAGUUGCUAUCGUUUAUUGCACAACGUCAGGCAGAGACUUAUGGGCUACAGGGCAGGACUGCAAAGUUAGUACCAGACGAAGAGAUCAGACAUCCAGUCAGAUUCUUGCUAUCAGCGCAGAGGGGUGAUGGUUCAUUCACUGACCAUCAUCAAGUGCUACACAGAGGAGUUCUGAAAGACACAGAUCGAGACAUGUUCAUCACAGCUUUCGUAGCGCUCGCACUGCAACGGUCCCUUACAUUUCUAAAUCCUGAAGAAAGAAAUAAUGCGGAGGCAAGUAUUUCAAGUUCAACAUCAUAUCUCCUGUCACACCUUGAGGAGCUUCAGCAUCCAUAUGCUGUUGCCAUUACAGUCUACUGCCUCGCAGUUUGCCUUCCAUCAGGAACAGACCAUUCAUCUAUCUGGACAAAACUUCAAGAUCUCGCUACUGAAGGAGAGAAUGGGUGUUAUCUGUGGACAAACAAUCCCAGCCCGAAGAAUAAAGUUAAUGCAGAUGCCAUCACAAUAGAGACCACAGCCUACGCCCUUCUUGCUGCAGUGGAACUUCGGAAAAGCGAGUGGGCCAACAAAGCAGCCUGCUGGUUAACCACCCAAGAAAACAGUGCUGGAGGCUUCAGAUCAACACAGGAUACGGUCAUGGCACUGGAAGCCCUGGCAGAGUAUGAGCUAAAGAGGCCUGUCAGUCCUGAAGCAAGACUAAAUGCAGUGUUCACAUCUCCAGGAAAGAGAGAUAUUAUAAAGCUUCAACUAGAAAAUAAGAAGGACAAGGUGGAAAAAGACCUUAAGAAACUUGCAGGGCAAAACAUUAAUGUGGAGUUAACAGGAAAAGGGACAACCAAACUUAAGGUUGUGAAAGCAUAUCAUCUACUGGAGCCCAAGGAUGAGUGUAAACAAGUCUCUAUCACAGUCACAGUAGAAGGAAAAGUGAAGUAUACUGCUAAGGUCAUUGAAAAUUAUGACUACUACGACGACUAUGGAAACAACGAGGACAAGGAGGUGCAAAUUCCUCAAUCAGAGAUUGAGUGGUUUGAUGUUCAGACCAAAAACCGGAGAGAUAAUUCAAAAUCAGAAGACACUCUUACUUACAGAGUCUGUGUCAGUCACAGUCUGCAUCGUAAUCUCACAGGAAUGGCCAUUGCUGACAUCACACUUCUCAGUGGAUUUGAGGUUGAAACUGAGGACCUAGACAUACUUAAAGAGGAACCUGAACGAUACAUUUCACAUUAUGAGGUCUCCUAUGGAAGGGUCCUGAUAUAUUUCAAUGAGCUCUUUGAUAGCAUUGAAUGUAUUACCUUUGAUGCUAUACAGAGAGUCCCAAUCGGCCUUCUCCAGCCUGCUCCCGCUGUGUUCUAUGAUUACUAUGAACCAAAUGUAAAGUGUAAUGUGUUCUACUCGGCUCCCCAAAGAAGCAAGCUGAUCUCUAAACUGUGUUCAGAGGACGUGUGCCAGUGUGCAGAGAGACCUUGUCAUAAAAUACAAAACACAUUCAUAUCAGAUCGAAGAAUCAAGAAUGAGAACAGGCGUUUAAUGCACGCUUGCUUCUUCCCUACCGUUGAUUAUGCAUACAUGGUUGAAGUCCUCAACGUUUCCAUGAAGAGUAACUUUGAGCUCUACAGAACAAACAUAAUUGAGGAACUCAAAUCACAUGGAGAUACUUUUGUAGACGGGAAUUCAAUUCGAGUGUUUGCUAAGAGACGUCAGUGUAAAGGACAGCUGGAUUUGGGAAAACAGUAUCUGAUAAUGGGCAAAGAUGGCCCCACAACCGACUCAAAUAACAAGAUGCAAUACUUACUGGAAUCAAACACCUGGGUUGAAAGAGAGCCCUCAGAGGAAGAAUGUAACAAAAGUCAACACAAAGCUGCUUGCAGAGCGUUCCGUACAUUCACACAGAGGUACAAGAUAGAUGGCUGCAGACAGUGAAGAGCCCUGCCAAACCAAUGUGUUCUAUUAAAACGUUAUUUUUCUGUUUAGUGUAGCUCUGUUACAGCAGCUUCCUGUGAGCUGCACAGAAAUCAGAGAGCUUUUUUUUCUUACUGUUCAUUAUAUAUCUAACCAGAGUCAUGUAAGUUUUGUGUAAGACCAUCCAUGAUGACUGAGAAAUACUGCCUGCUAGGUGGAAGAAUCGAUCAAUCACAGAAAGUUUAAAAUAAUCCAACACAUAAUGUUACCCUUUAUCAUUUAUCUUUGUCCCAUACAGUUACAUGUGUUAUAAAAAUAAAUAAAAAACAUCACUGUUGUCCAGAAAAUGUCGCUGUAUCUGUUUGAUUGCUCUGAGCAUUUACUGUGUAUAUAUGUUGCAACAAUGAUUUGAAAUGGAACUUAACAGAAAUUGAAAAAAUAAGUACAUGCACAAACAUUUUCUCUUUCAUAUCUUUCCAAAUCGUGUGAUUCUGUUUGGGGAACUGGUUUGAUUUAGCUCUCCUGCUGAAUAUAUAUUUAUUUUUCAGGUUUUUUUUUUCUUUUACUGGCAGUGAAAGGCCUAAGAGGGGUCUCUGUGCUCGACUCAAGCCCCCCUCAAAGUUUCCCUCCCCUUUUUACUAAGCAUCUGCAAGAUGAGGAAAGGGAGGGUUGGUUUUAGGGUUAGCACAGUGCAUACACAUAAAGUGACAGUUACAGUCUGCACAUAAGACUUGUUUACUUGCCCCUGGUGGAGAAAGAUACUGAUAUGUCAUUGCCACUUUCAUUACAUUCUAGAAUAAUAUCAAUUUAUAAUCAAUAAUUAUCUCAUUGUCCUCAAAUGUGCUUAGCAACAUGCUACAGAAGAUGCUUAGUGCAAUUAUAUAAUACAAAACAAGUUGUUUUUUUUUAGGUGAUGCAGGGAGCAGCAAUGGGAGAGAACGAGGGGCAGUGGGAGGGGGCAGUGCAGGAGACAGGGGGGCAUGGGCGGAGAGGAGAGGAACAAGUGAGGGCUUAUGUGCUCAUAUUAUUCUAAUCUCUGAGGCUUGGCCCAAUGUAAGCAACAUGGGAGUACUGACCAUCACUUCAAUCACAGCCAGAUCAAUGGCUGCACUGUUUCAGCCUCUGCCAUUAGACAUUUCAUUAAAUUUGAAUCACACACUUUUUCAUCUUGGGAUUACUUAAGUGCACCAUUAGCAGCCAACAGCAACAUCACAUUCAAAAAGUGAUCUCUUUUACUGAAGCUUUCUUAAGUAAUCAAUGGUGUGUCAUGACUAAGCAGUGUCGAGUUGUGCUUAUGUUUAGAGUCACAAUCAAUCAAGAGAAGUCAAUUAGUAGAAGUAGAAGUGAUAUUGCACAGGCUCUCUUUUAGGUGAUUGAACGAUACUGUAGAUAUGUAUUUUACAUAUAGUUCAGUUUGCCACAAUAUAUAUUGUCUGAAUACACAUACAACAUAUAAGAUGCUCAGGUAAACAAAAACAAAAUAUGCCUCAAUAUCAACUAUGAAAGUAGGAAUUGGGGGAUUUGGAAAUAUGCUCGUAUAUGACCAGGUGUGUUGUGUUAGGUGUGCAGUAGCCUUUUUUAAGCUCUUUCCAAAGGCCAACACGAGGUCAAGGGUUUGAGGGUGGUCUAAGGUGCAGAAAGGAUAAAAGCAAAGGCGGAGCUCUUCUGGAGGCUGCCAGCAGAUGGAGGCACUGAUGGAGUGGGACCACCCACUCAUUGGUACACAAUUUGCUGUCAAUUACAGUUGAUAUUUUAUGUCAAUAUAGAGGUGACUUUGUCUGUUAUUAGAAUGUGCAAGCUUCGCAGUAGACAUUUUGAUGACCGUGUGUUAAGCUGUGCCAGUUUAAGUGAUCUGGUAGUUUUCAUGCUUGCUGAUCGUGACUGUCAUGACCUUCUGAAACACAAGCAUGGAUCCCAUCGCGAAAUUGACUAGUAGCACACAUGCUUUGAUAAAGUGAGAAGUUAAAAUACCUGCUGUGCAAAAGGUCUUUUGUAGAAGCUUUCACUGGAUGGUAAUGAUUGUGACUUAUUUCUUGAGUUCAUUUUGUCCACAAUUAUGAGCAAUAAAAAUAUAUUGCACGAUAA
This is a messenger RNA of Labrus mixtus (cuckoo wrasse), 7218 nucleotides long. RefSeq names its product complement C4B (Chido/Rodgers blood group) (gene c4b). Lineage: Eukaryota; Metazoa; Chordata; Actinopteri; Labriformes; Labridae. Gene Ontology annotation, biological process: complement activation. Gene Ontology annotation, molecular function: protein binding; endopeptidase inhibitor activity. The transcript has 41 exons. The coding region runs from base 40 to 5154 and encodes 1704 amino acids. Gene Ontology annotation, cellular component: extracellular region. The record is from RefSeq and is a predicted model, not a curated record.